CCGCUUUUCUUAUGGGGCGGACAGAGUUGUUGUCGGGACAGUGGCACCCCUCAACUUUUCUCAAACACUGCACACGGUGUCCGACGUCCUGCCAUGCUGGGACUUUAACGAAUUUCGAAUCGCUGGUCUAUUUCCUUGCGCUCCUGAGUCAUGGCUCCGUUUGGAAAAAACUUCCUGAAAGCGCGACUGAAAAACAGGACAAAAGAUGCCGAGCCUGUAGUAGGGAAGGAGAUUCAGGUUACUGUCUGCAAUGAGGAGAAAGUUGUCUGUGGAGUAACGAAGCACACAACAUGUGCAGAUAUGAUUCAGGCGUUACUGGAUGAUCACAAGUCAAUCCCAGAGAGCAAGCGGCUCCUGCACGGGGAACCCAAAGACUUCUGUCUCGUUGAGCGGUGGAAGGGUUUUGAGAGAGCCUUGCCUCCUCUCACCAGAAUCCUGAGACUCUGGUAUGCCUGGGGUGACCAGAGACCCUCCAUCCAGUUUAUUCUAGUCAAAACCAGCGAUUUUGUGCUUCAGUCCACCAAGAAGGGUGGAAAGUCCAAGGGGGCCAAGCCAAAGCGAUGGGAGCACGGUCGUGCUCAAUACACCCAGUCUCUGCCGGUGGAGAGGCAAAAGCGCAUAGUGAAGAAAGCUUUCCGGAAGCUGGAAAAGCUUCACAAGGAGAGCAAGAGCUCCCAGGGUGCUGACGAGAUUGAUGGAAUGGUGCAGCUUAUUCUCAACCAGGACCACACCAUCCGGGAGCAGAUCCAAAGCAUGAGAGAGCUGGAUUUGGAGAUCGAGCGGUUUGAGCUGCAAUUGCAGAAGGAAGCUGAGUCUGAGAGUUCACUGGCUCAGGCUUGUGGUCAGAGUUUGGAGGCGCAUAGUGACCAGCAGCUGCAAGAGUACCUGUACACCAGCGAUGGAGUCGAACAGCUUGAGCUGCAGGUUCAGAGGCACCAGGAGCUCAUCCUCCAGCUGUCCCGGGAUAUUGACGCUGAGCUGAGGAGGGCCAACUUCCCUCUGAGCCAAUAUGAGGACAGUGAACAGGAAGGAGUCGCGGCUGCUUCCUGGAUCCCCUUGGAGACAGAUGAAUCAUUCUACACUGCCGAACUUGAGAGGUUGCAGGAUGAACUGAAGCACAGUCUCUUCACUGGUGUGUCUCUUCACAACCAAACUGCAGAAAUAGACAAGAAGCUGAAGUACUAUGGUGCUACGCUGGUCUCCAAGGAUCAGGAGUGCUGGCAACUGGCUGCCCAGCUGAGCUCACUGCAAAUUGGGGACGGAGAAGAGGAGGAGGAGUCCAGUCCUGUCCCUCUGAAAAGUGAGACUCAGUGCAGCGUCUCACAGAAACACAAACACAGCCUGUCUCCUCUAGACGUUACAGACACAGACUCAGACACUGGGAUUAGCUCCACACACAGUCAAGACUCGCUGUCACCAUGUCUCGACUUCCCUCCCCCACUGGACACAGACGUUUGAACAACCCAGUUGACCCUGCAAUUUAAUGUUGUGUGCACUAGCCCCAGUUUGUGCCUGCCAUGUGUGAUCACAUUUGAGUUACAGACCUAAGCAUCAGUUUUUUUCUGAAAGAUCAAUCUGUGGUGAUCUUUUAUGAAGCAUUAAGGUCAUUUAACUGGAGCUGAAACCAUUAUAAUAAUUAUUUUGAUAAUAGAAAAAUAGUUUCCAAAAUGGUAAAAGUUCUUUGCUUUCAGCUUCUCAGGUGUAUCUUUGAGUUUUAGACUGUUGCAAUGUGAGGGUGUUAACUUGGAAAUUAUAAUGAAAUUUAAAAAAAAAAUCAUUCAUCCAUUAGUAAUCAACAGAUUGAUCAAUAAUAAUGAUUGUUUUUGCACUUUAAGGUAUUUUCUCAAUCAAAAACAGAGCUAAAAGUGAAAUACCUCCUUUCGAUUUGUAGGAUGUUAACCACAACUAAUCAUCAUCUAACUCAUCCGGUAUAUUUAUCCACAAUGUUAUGUUCCUUUUUUUUUAUUUUAAUACGUAAUAAUGUAUUUUUUUGUAUAUUUUUCUUGUGUCGUAAAAAAGGAGCAAGGUGAUAUUUCUCAAUCCAAAAGUGAUGUGAGUCACAACUUAGAAAACAGGUUUUAAAUCAUUUUUCUUCAGUGAACAAGUUUUUUUUUAUUCAGACGGACAGAAAAGUCUUUGAGGAUUCUGGAAAUACCUUUGAAAAACACCUGCAAGUGUUGUUAAACAACCUUCUGGGUUUCUGAAAGGCAAAGGGACGCUUAAGUCUGUGACUCAAAUGUAAUGUAAUACAUGCAAGGCGCAAAACGAUAAUACAUGGAAGGAACAAAACUGGAGCUAUGUAUGCACCAACUAUAGUCCUCAAUCACUGUUUAUGACAGCUGGGUUUCUCGACUUUUAAGUGUACAUUUUUACCCCCAAAGAGGCAAAGACUGUUUCCUUAGCACUAAGGUGUACCAAUGUCGUUUCUUUCAUUUCUUAAUAAUGGUGAAUGUAUGCAUCUUUCCCUUCUGAAAAGUUCUCAAGCUAUUUAUGAAGCUGCACUUCUUUGUACACACGUAUAAGUCUAUUAACAAUGUUUUAUAUUAAAACAAAUAGCUAACUGUUUUGGAUGUAGAACUUAAGAUUUGUUUAGAAUUUAACAUUCCUCUUGACUACACUGUAAAUUUAAUGCUGUAACCACUGUAAAUGACUGUUCUUAUGACACAGGCACAAUUUGUAAAGACGAUUUGAUAAAACAACUGAAAUAAAAAAAUAUUUAUUUAUCAUGUAAUUGUAUUUUACAGAUGAGAUUUUAUUAUGACAGUUUCCCCUCUGAGGCAAUAAUCUCCAUCUGCCACCAAUCUGAUCAAACACAUCAUGUUCAGGGCUACAAUUAACACAAAUAUGUGGACUACAUCUGUGUAAACCAUGCUUAAAAACAAAAGCUAUGAUGAAGUAAAAUGUACAUUUCAACUUCCAUAAUAAACACUAAUACUGUAAAUGUCACAAAGAGUAA
Molecule: messenger RNA, 2956 nt
Organism: Siniperca chuatsi (mandarin fish)
Lineage: Eukaryota; Metazoa; Chordata; Actinopteri; Centrarchiformes; Sinipercidae
Gene: rassf9
Product: Ras association domain family member 9
Exons: 2
Coding region: 151-1458 (435 amino acids)
Biological process (GO): signal transduction
Source: RefSeq, a predicted model, not a curated record